Zymoseptoria tritici IPO323 is the source of this 2136-nucleotide messenger RNA. RefSeq lists its product as uncharacterized. The record is from RefSeq and is a predicted model, not a curated record. Gene Ontology annotation, cellular component: sno(s)RNA-containing ribonucleoprotein complex; Mpp10 complex; small-subunit processome. The transcript has a single exon. NCBI's taxonomy places the organism in Eukaryota, Fungi, Ascomycota, Dothideomycetes, Mycosphaerellales, Mycosphaerellaceae. Bases 1 to 2136 code for a protein of 711 amino acids. Gene Ontology annotation, biological process: rRNA processing.
AUGGCGAAGGUAUCAACGCCUUUCGUAUCGACGUUGCAGUCCGCACCACACGAAUUCCUCCAACCCUCCCUGCCACUCUACACCGACGCCAUCGCAUAUCUCAAAAACUUCCUCGAUCCACUCGCGAAAGAUGUCAGUGCCGAACAACAACAACGACUGAAAGAGUCGCGGAAGAAGAGGAAGCGAGGAGAUAUCGGUGGAGAUGAAGAUGUCUUGCGCUUGAAGCAAUUACAUACAGAUGGAUUUGCGGUGGAGCAGGUCUGGGAACAGGCGAGGAGGGUGAUUGAUGCUGCGAGAGAGGAGGCGGAGAGGGAGCUUGAGACGUUGGAGGUUGAGAGCGAGAGUGAUGGAGAGGAUGAUGUGGUGACAAAUGGCAAGAAGGUUAAAUUCGCGGACGAAGAGUCUGCUGAGGAGGAGGAUGACGAGGAUCUGGGUGUGGAAGGCGUGGACUAUGAGAUUGAGGGUGUGGAUGAUGGCGAUGAGGUCUACGACGAGGAUGAGGAUAGUGAUGAGGAUGCGCUGGAUGGCGAGGACGAGGAGAUGCACGACGACUUUGACGACAUGGAGGAGGAGGAAGACUUCGACGAUGAAGAACCCGCAGCGGAACUGGUCACGGAUAAAUUCGGCCUCAACGACGGCUUCUUCUCCAUCGACGACUUCAACAAGCAAUCUGAGUUCCUCGAACAGCAAGACGCGCAAGGCGACAACGAUGGAGCCGCUAGUGAUGAAGAAGACGUCGACUGGGAUGCUGAUCCACUCGGACAAGGCGCAUCAGCCGCACUGACGAAUGGCUCUGCAUCGAAAGCGGGCGCCGAGGACUCGGCAGAAGAAGACGACGAAGACGGCCCAACAUUCGGCGACCCAGACGCUCUCAGCGAGGACGACGCCUCAGACCUUGACGGAGGCGAAAUGGACGGCCUCGGAAGCAUGGGCAAUACCAACGAAGUCAUGUACAAAGACUUCUUCGCACCACCCGCGCAGAAGAAAAAGAAGGCCAACAAAAAGGGCAGACCUCAUCCUCACAAUUUUCCCUCUAAGGCACCGAUCGAAGCAGAUGAUGGUCAAGACCUCACCCGCACAAUGGAAGCCGUCCACCGCGACCUCUUCGAAGACGAAGCUUCUGAAGAAGAACCCGACGAAGAAGACGCCCAACAAAUCGACCCCUCUAACCCCCUGAACCGCCGCUCCGCUCACGAACGCCGCCGUGCCGCCCUCGCCGAAGAAAUCCGCAAACUCGAAGCCGCCAACGUCGCCAAACGCGAAUGGACUCUCAGUGGAGAAGCCCGCGCCGCCGACCGUCCCGUCAACUCCCUCCUCGAACAAGACCUGGACUUCGAACGCACAGGGAAACCCAUCCCCGUCAUCACCGCCGAAAUCUCGGAAUCCAUCGAAGAACUCAUCAAACGCCGCAUCCUCGCCUUCGACUUCCAGGACAUUCCCCGUCGUCGACCAGACGACCUCGCCACAGGUGACGGCACGCGCAGGGGAAGACAAAAAUUCGAACUCGACGACUCGAAGAGCAAAAAAGGUCUCGCGGAGGAGUACGAAGAAGAACAUCUCCGCCUCACCGAUCCGAAUUACACUUCCGCCGCAGACGACAAAACCGCGAAAGAAGAGAAAGAAAUCACCGCUCUCUGGCGGGAAGUCUCCUCUCAACUAGACAGCUUAUCAUCCUGGUCCUUCCGCCCCAAAGCCCCCGCUCCAACCCUCGACAUCCGCGUCGACGCACCCGUCGUCACGCUCGAAGACGCGCGGCCAAGUGCAGGUGGCGACGUCGCGGGCGCCAGCCAACUCGCGCCGCAGGAAGUUUACCGUGCGGGUGAGGGGGUGAAGAAUGAGAGGGGAGAGGUGGUUGGUAAGUCGGGACUACCGGCUGGGAGGGAGGAACUAUCUCGCGACGAGAGGAAGAGGAGAAGGAGGAGGGAGAAGGAGAGGGGGAGGAAGGCGUUGGGUAAUGUUGGUAAGGACGGGGAAAGUGGAGAGGGCAAGGGGAAGAAGGAGAGGAAGGAGGUCGUGGGUGAGUUGAAGAGGGGUGGGGUGAAAGUUAUUGGGAAGAAGGGCGAGAUGAGGGAUGUGGAAGGACGAGAGGUGAGGGAGAGUGGGAAGGGGCAGGGGGCGGCAAGGUUUAUGUUGUAG